AUGAAGGCUUUUCUCUUAUUGUCCACAACUCUCCUACUGCUGCUUUCCGGCACGCCGCGAGCCGGGGCACAGGAUGACUACGAGGAUGAGGAAGAGGCUGUGGCACACGGUUACGGGGACGAAGUUCCUGAAGAUGAAGGUUCCGAAGAACCGGUAGAGAAGCCCGCUUCAUAUCUGGGGCCAAGCAUAAGUCCGGCAGGCUUUGUUCAUUCGAACAAGUGGCAGCGGUUCAGGGACCGCCUCGAUCCCGUCACUCUACAAGGCGAUACUGCGCCCGAGAAGUCGUUUCGAAACCUUGUGAAGCAUUAUUACGAUGUCACUGAAGAGAACUAUCCGAAACUAGAAUAA
Messenger RNA from Neospora caninum, 348 nucleotides. RefSeq lists its product as hypothetical. Bases 1 to 348 code for a protein of 115 amino acids. The record is from RefSeq and is a predicted model, not a curated record. Lineage: Eukaryota; Apicomplexa; Conoidasida; Eucoccidiorida; Sarcocystidae. The transcript is spliced from 4 exons.